This is a messenger RNA of Doryrhamphus excisus (bluestripe pipefish), 1648 nucleotides long. RefSeq names its product nanog homeobox (gene nanog). Gene Ontology annotation, cellular component: nucleus. Gene Ontology annotation, molecular function: DNA-binding transcription factor activity, RNA polymerase II-specific; RNA polymerase II cis-regulatory region sequence-specific DNA binding. Lineage: Eukaryota; Metazoa; Chordata; Actinopteri; Syngnathiformes; Syngnathidae. The record is from RefSeq and is a predicted model, not a curated record. Gene Ontology annotation, biological process: regulation of transcription by RNA polymerase II; cell differentiation.
UGUCCACAGCCAAUGCGCCUCCUUAAAAACAGCAGCCGACAAGGUGGCGCGAUUUACGAACAUAAUUUGGCCUCCCAGGCCGGGUCACGGUGCUUAAGUCUGUUUGUCUUUGUAAAAACUUUAUUUAAAACAUAGUUUUUUUUAAAUUGAGCUCCCAAGGAAAUGGCAGACUGGAAGACACAGAUAAGCUACAACUACAACCCGUCCUACCAUGCUUAUGCUUACGGCCUAGUCUACCAGCACGGACACGAGCAGCACCACGCCGGCAACGCCGACUAUAGCAACUACGCCCCCGGGGUGGCACAGGUGUACUACGCCGCUACUGCCAGGUCCCGCGAGGAGUCCCCGCCUCACAGCCCGGAACAGCAUGUCGCUAACGGCCAUUGCCACUACCAAAGCCCAGGUGCCGUCUACCUAGGGGAAAGCCAAGCGAACCGCCGCCUCCUCCUCCAGCCUGGGUCCCACCGAGCCGCCUACGAUGCAACCGCUGAGGAGAGCAAGAGAGCGGGGAGCGACUCCACUAGUGACUCGGAGGCUUACGCUUCACCAGAUUCAUGGAGUUAUGGUAGCAACCGAGAGGGAACUCUCCCACAGACGGCGGACCCUACCACACUGCCAAAGAAAGACCCCAGUGGGGACGCAGACAGGAGUCCGGGUGUUGGAGAUGUUUCCAGCUCAUUCAUGGGUGAGCCACCUUCCUACACGGAGGUGGGCAACGUAUUCCCCCUACAGAUGCCGCUGCCAACCCCUAAGAAAGAAACCACGACCCCUGCUACGGAGACCCCUAAAGGCAAGGUGCGUGUGGCUUUCUCGGAAAGCCAGAUGAACGCUCUUGUGAAGCGCUUCAGCGUGCAGCGAUAUCUCCCUCCUGCGGAGAUGAAGAACCUAGCCGAGCACACGGGGCUUACAUACAAACAGGUGAAGACUUGGUUCCAAAACAGAAGAAUGAAACUAAGAAGGCACCAGAAAGACGACAACUGGAGGUUGGAGCGCUACUGCACCAACACCGAUCGCAGCCCAGGACACGGUGCUUUCUUCGGCUAUGUUCCACCUUAUCAACCAGAAACACAAAGACCGGCCUUUAAGAAGACUACACCCCAGAAUAUGUCGUUUUAUCUGGCUUCCAUGGGCAGCGCCACCGGGUCUGCUGGUUACCCCUCGGGGACCCCCGGUCAAGCUAUGGUGCCCGCAGCCGGCUGGCCCAUGCCCUCGGGCGUCGGCCAGUACGAGUACAACCCUGGUAUGUUCCAUCUGAGCGGCAACAACGAGCCUGACAGCAACUUUGAGGGCAAAGAUGGAGAGCCUGUCACCAGUUGAAGCGUCUCAAACUGCUAUGUACAUAUCUGCCAGUAGGAGGUGCUGUUUUUACUAUUGUAUAAUUUUUUUUCAGUACAUUGUACAUUGUUCAUACAUUUUUUUUACCACCUAGUUUUAUUUUUAUACACAAAUAUUUAAAUAGUUGGUGUGUCCUUGUGCUUGAUAAUACAGCACGUUUAGACGACAGGUCAAACCUAUGCACGUGUUUUUCUAUGAACACAACUUGGAAGAAUGUCUUGUAUAUAUUUGGUUAGCUCAAGGGAGAGGCUGCAUACAGAAAAAUAACGGAUAUGGGUAGAAGGGUGGUUUUGAUGAUUUUAAUAAACUGCUA